Cicer arietinum (chickpea) is the source of this 1300-nucleotide messenger RNA. RefSeq names its product protein PTST, chloroplastic. NCBI's taxonomy places the organism in Eukaryota, Viridiplantae, Streptophyta, Magnoliopsida, Fabales, Fabaceae. The record is from RefSeq and is a predicted model, not a curated record.
CCUUACUUUUUAGUUAGACGACGGAAAUGAAGAAAAAGGCAUCGAAGCCACAAAAAGGGUUCAUCGUUAAUAUCCACGUGGCGAUUUAUCGGAGCCUUUCAUCUUCGCCACGUGAUGAUAUGAAAUAAUAGUGUGGUGGUGUCCCUCACCACUCACAAGAAGCUAAUGUUUGUUGGACUCAACUCAAAGACAAAGGCUUCAAACUCUCUUUUGCCAUUCUUCGGUCAUAGUCUCUGGGAAGUAAAACCUCUUCUUCAUGAUGGAAAUAAGUAUUGCAAAGUGUCAUCUAGAAGCACAAGGGAUAUUCUUUACCAACAUUUUGAGAACAAUAGGAAGGGAAAUUUCUCAGAAACUUCCAUGUAAUGUGGCGUCCUUGAAUUCAAGACGGGACUUUAACAGACUAGCCUCUUCAUAUCAAACUUUUACUGCAGUGUAUCCAAGAAGGCCAUUUCUCUGUAGUACACGUUCUAUGCAAACUAGGUUAGAGGAAUCUGCAUCAUUACAAUUCGGAGAUAAUCCUAACGCUGAUAUGGAUGCAUCUACAGACGAAGAUGAGACAUUGUCACAAGCACUUAACAAUGAACAGAUAAUAGCACUGCUUGCUGAUACUGAAAGAGCAAAACUCACUAAGAAGCUUAGUGAAGCCAACCAACAAAAUCGGUUCCUUAAAAGACAGUUGUAUAUAAAGGAGGAUGCAUUGGUAAAAUUUAAAAGUGAACUUGCUGUCUUAGAGCUUGAAGUUCAGGCUUUGGUCAGAUUAGCAGAAGAAAUACCUAAAUGUGGUAUCCCAGAAGGUUCAAGGAAGAUCAAUGGAAAAUACAUUCAAACCCACCUUGUUGCUAGAUUACAAGCGGUACACGAACAAUUGAAGGAGCAAAUAAAGGGUGUUGACGCGGUACAAUCGAAAGAGGUUUCUGUGUUUUGGAUCGGCAUGGCUGAGAGUGUGCAAGUUAUGGGAAGCUUUGAUGGUUGGAGCCAAGGAGAGCACCUUUCACCAGAGUAUACAGGUUCCUACACAAGGUUCUCAACAACAUUGAUGCUAAGGCCUGGAAGGUAUGAAAUCAAAUUCUUAGUAGAUGGUGAAUGGCAUCUAUCACAAGAGUUACCAGUUACUGGUGAAGGGUUAACGAAAAAUAAUUUGUUAAUUGUUGAGUGAGUGAUCUCUAUGUUUAAUCCUAGCAACACUUACAUGUAUGGUUGUAAAUGUUAAUGAAAUUUGUUGACAUGAUAUGCAACAUGGACAUAAGCACACAAUAGUUUAAUUAUUUUUUUUUGGAAAAAUUCCGCAAUUUUCAUGACA